This is a messenger RNA of Pan troglodytes (chimpanzee), 2360 nucleotides long. RefSeq names its product glycoprotein VI platelet (gene GP6). The transcript is spliced from 8 exons. The record is from RefSeq and is a predicted model, not a curated record. Gene Ontology annotation, cellular component: plasma membrane. Lineage: Eukaryota; Metazoa; Chordata; Mammalia; Primates; Hominidae. The coding region runs from base 324 to 1424 and encodes 366 amino acids. Gene Ontology annotation, biological process: immune response-regulating signaling pathway.
AACGCAACACGAACGAAUCCACCGUGUCUAACACGAACGAGUCCACCGUGUCUAACACGAACGAGCCCACCGCGUCUAACACAACACGAACGAGUCCACCGCGUCUAACACAACACGAACGAGCCCACCGCGUCUAACACGAACGAGCCCACCGCGUCUAACACGAACGAGCCCACCGCGUCUAACACGAACGAGCCCACCGCGUCUAACACGAACGAACCCUCCGCGUCCAACGCGAACGAGCCCACCGUGUCUAACACGAACGAGUCCACAGAUAGCAGUAUGCCGCCACGCCUCGCCCUCCUCUCCCACCACCCCCAGCCAUGGAUCUGCUUUCUUCUCCAUCUCCUAUAGAUUUACCUAUUCUGGAUAUUUCAUGGCUGUGUCUGGGGCGUGUGCCAGCGCAGAGUGGACCGCUCCCCAAGCCCUCCCUCCAGGCUCUGCCCAGCUCCCUGGUGCCGCUGGAGAAGCCAGUGACCCUCCGGUGCCAGGGACCUCCGGGCGUGGACCUGUACCGCCUGGAGAAGCUGAGUUCCAGCAGGUACCAGGAUCAGGCAGUCCUCUUCAUCCCGGCCAUGAAGAGAAGUCUGGCUGGACGCUACCGCUGCUCCUACCAGAACGGAAGCCUCUGGUCCCUGCCCAGCGACCAGCUGGAGCUCAUUGCCACCGUCAUCCCCAUUUUAACAGAACAAGGCAGCGAGGCUCAGAUACGGAGGGAGAUUUGUCUCCAGGGCCACCAGGCCCCUACAGGCAGAACUAGGAUUUGCACCCAAGCACUAGGACGAGUUUUUGCCAAACCCUCGCUCUCAGCCCAGCCCAGCCCGGCGGUGUCCUCAGGAGGGGACGUAACCCUACAGUGUCAGACUCGGUAUGGCUUUGACCAAUUUGCUCUGUACAAGGAAGGGGACCCUGCGCCCUACAAGAAUCCCGAGAGAUGGUACCGGGCUAGUUUCCCCAUCAUCACGGUGACCGCCGCCCACAGCGGAACCUACCGAUGCUACAGCUUCUCCAGCAGGGACCCAUACCUGUGGUCGGCCCCCAGCGACCCCCUGGAGCUUGUGGUCACAGAAUUCUCAGAAGCCACCGCUGAACUGACCAUCUUAUUCACAAACAAAGUCUUCACAACUGAGACUUCUAGGAGUAUCACCGCCAGUCCAAAGGAGUCAGACUCUCCAGCUGGUCCUGCCCGCCAGUACUACACCAAGGGCAACCUGGUCCGGAUAUGCCUCGGGGCUGUGAUCCUAAUACUCCUGGCGGGGUUUCUGGCAGAGGACUGGCACAGCCGGAGGAAGCGCCUGCGGCACAGGGGCAGGGCUGUGCAGAGGCCGCUUCCGCCCCUCCCGCCCCUCCCGCAGACCCGGAAAUCACACGGGGGUCAGGAUGGAGGCCGACCGGAUGUUCACAGCCGCGGGUUAUGUUCAUGACCACUGCACCCCAGGCACGGUCGUAUCCAAGGGACGGAUCAUGGCAUGGGAGGCGACUCAAAGACUGUGGCGUGUGUGGAACAUGGAAGCAGGAGGGCAGAGGCUACAGCUGUGGAAACGAGGCCAGGCUGCCUCCUCCUGGUGUUCCAUCAGGGAGCCGUUCAGCCAGUGUCUGUCUGUCUGUCUGCCUCUCUGUCUGAGGGCACCCUCCAUUUGGGAUGGAAGGAAUCUGUGGAGACCCCAUCCUCCUCCCUGCACACUGUGGAUGACAUGGUACCCUGGCUGGACCACAUACUGGCCUCUUUCUUCAACCUCUCUAAUAUGGGCUCCAGACGGAUCUCUAAGGUUCCCAGCUCUCAGGGUUGACUCUGUUCCAUCCUCUGUGCAAAAUCCUCCCGUGCUUCCCUUUGGCCCUCUGUGCUCUUGUCUGGUUUUCCCCAGAAACUCUCACCCUCACUCCAUCUUCCACUGCGGUCUAACAAAUCUCCUUUCGUCUCUCAGAACGGGCCUUGCAGGCAGUUUGGGUGUGUCAUUCAUUUUCCUUAGUGUAAAACUAGCACGUUGCCCGCUUCCCUUCACAUUAGAAAACAAGAUCAGCCUGUGCAACAUGGUGAAACCCCAUCUCUACCAACAAAACAAAAAAAACAAAAAUUAGCCAGGUGUGGUGGUGCAUCCCUAUACUCCCAGCAACUCAGGGGGCUGAGGUGGGAGAAUGGCUUGAGCCUGGGAGGCAGAGGUUGCAGUGAGCUGAGAUCACACCACUGCGCUCUAGCUCGGGUGACAAAGCCUGACCUUGUCUCAAAAAAUAAAGGGAUGAAUAUGUUAAUUACCCUGAUUUGAUCAUAACACAUUGUAUACAUGUAUUGAAAUAUUGCUGUCUACCCCAUAAAUAUGUACAAUUAUGUAUAAAUUUUUAAAAUAAUAAAAAUAAGAUAA